UUUUUUUUAGGGAUGAAUCUUCUAAUAUAUUUUCUUUUUUUUUUUAAUCUUAUAAAAAAUGUAAUAUCACUUUAUGGUUCAAAAGAUCAAAUUCAAGUAUUAACGAGUAAAAAUUUUUUUAAUUUUGUUAAAGAUUCAAAACAUCUUUCAAUUGUGGAAUUUUUUGCUCCAUGGUGUGGUUAUUGUCGAGAAUUAGCACCUAUAUAUAAGAAAUUUGCAGAAGAAGUAUCAGAACUUAUAAAUGUGAUUGCAAUAGAUUGCAAUAAUCAUCAAAGUAUUAAAAUAUGUGAACGUUAUGAAAUUAAAGGAUUUCCUACAAUAAAAUUUUUUAUUCCUCAAAAAGGAGCAGAACCAAAAGUUGAAAAUUAUGAAGGUCCAAGAACACUAAGAGAUUUGAUGUUAGUUUCUACAUCAAAAAUACCGAAUUAUGUUAAAAAAAUAACAGAUAAUAUUGAACUUUUUUUAGAAAAAAAUAAUAUGGAAAAAAAAAUUAUAUUAUUUACUAACAGAAUGGAUCCAAAUGGUUUCUUUAAAACUCUUGCAUUGGAUUUCUAUAAUCAAGUACAAUUUAUUUUGAUUCAUCAAAGUUAUAAAAAGGCACUAGAAUUGUUUGAGAUAACCAAAUUUCCAACAAUUAUUUUCCUUCAUAAAAAGGAUAAACCAGUAGUAUAUUCGGGUAAAUUAGUUUAUAAAGAAAUCUACGAUUUUAUCAAAAAUUAUGUGUUAGGUGAAACACAAGAAACAGUGAAUAGUGAACCUGUAGAAGAACCUAAAGAGAAAAAAUUUUCACUAACGGAAUUAAAUUCAGAAAAUGAAAUAUUUGAAAAAUGUAUUUUUAAAAAGGGUAUUAGUAUAGUUGUAUUAUCCAAUUCUGCGUCAAAUUUUUAUCUCCUUAGUCAAAUUGCUAAAACUUAUAAUAAAUUUUCAUAUUAUUUCAUUGAUAAAUCCAACGUGGUUUUUUCUUCUUUAUUAGAAUUAAUUCAAAUAUCAUUUGAGGAGUCCGAAAUUAUAUUACUCAAUGGACAAAAAGGAUGGUAUGUUACACUUCAAGGAAAAAAUGCAAAUGAAAUUUUAAAAGUAAUAUCAACAGUAAUGACAGGAGAAAAUAUAGAAAAGAAAAAGUUGGAUUUAAAUUUAAUUAAUAUGAUAUCUAAAGUCAGAAGAGAUGAGCUAUGAUUAAAAAUUAUAAAUGCUUAUCUAAUAAAAAUUCAUUUAAGG
Molecule: messenger RNA, 1218 nt
Organism: Pneumocystis murina B123
Lineage: Eukaryota; Fungi; Ascomycota; Pneumocystomycetes; Pneumocystales; Pneumocystaceae
Product: protein disulfide-isomerase domain
Exons: 7
Coding region: 13-1176 (387 amino acids)
Biological process (GO): response to endoplasmic reticulum stress
Cellular component (GO): endoplasmic reticulum lumen
Molecular function (GO): protein disulfide isomerase activity; protein-disulfide reductase activity
Source: RefSeq, a predicted model, not a curated record